GUUAAUUCACUGGAAAUUUUUAAUUGCGCUGAACCCUGCACAUACUGACAUUUCUGAAUUUCUUGUUUCAAAACAAGCUGAAUUUGUUCAUCUUUAUUCAUGAGUUUGGCACCCAAACAAGUUCAAAUAAAAAUGUAUAACUUAAAGCUAAUUUUAUCAUUUCUUAUUAGAAGAACGACUAAAGUGUAAUAUAAAGAAUUGUGAAWUUUUUUUUCAUCUAGCUUGUAAAGGGUUAUUCACAAAAUUUACGGUACAAACUAGCUUUCCGUGCAACAGGGUGCAGAAUAUCGGAAAUUACCAUAGCAAAGUCACCAUUGAAUGACAAAACAGGUUUGAAACUCGUUAUUUACCUGAAAAUCUAGAUGUAAACAUGUUUUCAACUAAUACAAAAUGCUUGUGAAAAAAAAAUAAAUCUCAUUUCUUUGCCCAUCGCUGUUUGAACGGUGAUUUCUAAGCGAUCUUUGCACAGUGUUUUUAUUCUGCCACCAUAUAAUAAGUGACUGUGCGGUCUGUCGUCCGUCGGUCGGUCUCCACAUGAAAAAGUCCAAGUCUAAGGUUCUUGACGGUCGCGAUGUCGACUCAAAAUGGUCUUGGGUUGUUUGCUUUGCUUCAUUUUUAAUCCAGUUUGUUGUACUUGGAAUUCAAAACUCAUUUGGAGCCUUUUUCAUCGAAUUUUUAAAGGAAUUCAAGCACGGAGAGUCAUCGACUGCCUGGAUUGGUUCAGUAUCGUUUGGAUUGACAUUCAUGAAUGGACCGCUAGCGACUGCACUGUGUUCUCGAUGGGGUAGUCGACCUAUCACAUGCCUUGGAGCAGUCAUGUCGUUCUCUGGACUGAUGYUAACGUCAUUUGUCAGGUCGUUUCCAUURCUCUAUUUGACUUACGGCGUCAUUUUUGGGCUGGGCGCAAGUUUUAGCUAUUUUGCUUCUAUUGCUGGGCUGACGUCAUACUUCAAGAAGCGUUUGUCUCUUGCUUAUGGGAUAACGCUGGCUGGCUCAGGUGCAGGAACCCCCGUGAUGAUUGUGUUUCUAGAAUACUUGAUCAAAAGAUGGGGAUGGCGUGUUACGUUUCAGUUUACCGCAGCAGUAGUCGUCACCGUAUUCAUUGGCGGCCUGACUUACCUUCCUAUCAGCCCCAGCAAGUCAGCAAAUCAGUCUAACGCCGUGAAACCAUGUAAAGAAAAACUGAGAGUGACYUCAAGAGCAUACUUACUGUUGCGGAAUCUGGUGCGCAUAUUCGAUCCCGAACCGUUCAAGGACCGUGCUUUCGCGGUAUGGGUUGUUGCGUUAGGGUUUUGUAUAUUUGGGUAUUUUAUACCCUUUGUAUUUGUGAUUCGCAUGGCCAAAGACAUUGGUGUUUCAUCUACCAACAGUACACUCCUCAUAGCCUACCUCGCUAUCACCCAGACAGUUUGCAAGAUCCUGUUUGGAAGACUUGGUGACUUCGCAAGGGAGAGGAGAAUCAGCAUUCUUCAAGUCAUCUUGCUUCUUCAAGCAAUUGUAACGAUGCUUUGUCCUUUAGCUUCAAAGUACGGUUACAUAGUGCUCGUUAUUUACGUCGUAGUCUUCGGUUUUUGUGAUGGAUGCUGGUCCGUUAUGGUUGGAAUGGGAACAGAACUUAUCGUUGGAAAAGCGAUGAUGCCUCGGGCGUUCGGUAGYCUUUACGGACUGAUAUCGAUCCCUCUAAUACUAGGACCUCCUAUUGCAGGAGUCAUAUAUGACCAAUAUGGAAGCUACGAUGCAGCAUUUCUUCUCGCUGGAUCGACAAUAAUUUUCGGAAUUGGUUUGAUGUUAGUAGUUCAAAGACUUAUUCGAGGAAGAUCAAAAGAUAAAAGAUCUCCAGAAAUAAAAAUAUCAUUGUCAGAAAGAGGGUCAAGUAAUAUAACAGGUGUAACAGAUAAUAUGGACAGACAAUAUCUCAUGCCCGUAUGUAGACGGAGCUCUACAGAACUUUAUAGCAGGCCUUCUAGUCUAAUCAUAUCUCGAGUCUUAGAAGACAUGGAAUGGAAUGAAGAUACUGAUGUCCACAUUGACGUAGAGAACUUUAUCAGAGUUGCCGACAUGGGCACAGGAUCUGAAGUGACUUAUAGAUUAAAAGAACAAUAUGAUCAACAGCGACAAACUGACGCGGAAGACCGAUUAAGCAUUUUCAGCGAUCGUUCUUCGUUUGUUCAUCGAGAAAGAGAGGAAAGCUUGAACUCUGAUUCUGGCAGAUCUACUUUGUAUGACGGAAAUGAAAGUUUAGCUUCAAGAUCAAGGACUUCUACAGCGGAUAGUGAUUUUGAAGUAGACGMACCAACAUGCGAAGUCAAACAUUCCGUUUCAACGGAAAUUUUAACUGAAGAGCAACUUSUGCCGUUGAAAAAMGAUUUAAACAAUUUUUAUUGCUCAUUUAGUGAUGAUAUCUUUAGUGAUCUAAUGGAAAGGGCAUUAGAGACUGAGUUUGAUCUUACCAGUAAAGCAAAUUCCAAUGUAGAGAUUGACAUUCAAUCCGCGAAGCAUGAACCGAUGUAUUUUUCCCAGCACAUUCGCGAAACCAUCCGAGGUGUUACUGUUUUGAUCACCUCACUACAGAUAUAUCAAGUGGCAGCUCAACAUGGUCACMGAAGUAGUGGUUUGAAGAUGAAACAGAUCAAUCGAUGGGCCGUUUGCAUGGCUUCUUUCACCGUUCAAUUCGUAGUUUUUGGGAUUCAAAAUUCGUAUGGAAUAUUAUUUGUAUCUCUCAGGGAAGAAUUCAAUAGCAGUGAAUUGGCCACAGCUUGGGUUGGAACUUUGUCUUUUACACUGAUGUACUUCCUGGGUCCUAUCAUGACUUCACUAUGCSAUACAUUCGGAUGCCGUUYCAUGACAUUUGGAGGRUCCAUUCUUACGGCGAUUGGGCUGUUCAGCUCUUCUUACAUGGAAGAUAUACGAUUCCUAUUUUUGACGUAUGGUUUAGGGCUAGGUAUUGGUACAAGCAUGUGUUUUUACAGCUCUUUGUGUAUUUUGAAUGUACACUUUAAAAAGAGGUUAUCCCUAGCAUAUGGGAUAUCAAUGUCAGGGGCAGGAUUUGGAGUGCCCGUGAUAUCGAAACUAUACAACUUUAUUAUCACCAUUUCUGGAUGGCGGAACUCGGUUCGGAUAUUAUCAGCGGCGGGUCCAAUCUUGUUUUGCUGCGGUKUGAUAUUCUUUACAAGAGCUGACAAGAAAACAAAAGAAAGAAAACAGAAAGAAACGGUGAUUGUCCAUCAAGAACAYCACAUCCCGCCCUGGUACAAACGCCAUAAAUUGCAUAUAMCUCAGCUUUUGGAACUUUUGUUUGAUUACAAAAUGUUCGCCAAAAGCAAAGCUUUGCGCACGUGGACACUAUCCUUGAGUCUAAUUUUGUCUGGAAUUUUGGUUCCAUUUGUGUUUAUGGUCCGAAUAGCGGAUAACAUUGGAGUGCCUCGAUCUGAAAGCUCUCUUCUGAUUGGUUACCUAGCUAUCACUCAAGCAAUUUCUAAAGUGGUAUUUGGACAAAUUGGGGACAUCGAGGCGACUUCGCGAAUUAGAAUUCUUCAGAUAUUUGCUCUGUUGAAUGCAGUUAAUAUAACACUGUGUCCUCUGGCUAUGAACUACGCCUUCUUAGUGGUAUUUGUUGUAGUGUUUGGAAUUUGCGAUGGGUGCUUUGCGGUCAUGUUUAGCAUGGGAAUACAUUUGAUUGUUGGAGAGAAGGACAUGCCACGUGCUUUUGGAAACGUUUGUUGUGUCGUUGCAUUAGUACAGGCUAUUGGAACUCCRCUCGCAGGUUUGAUAUACGACGUUUCUGGACAAUACAACGUAGCUUUUUUUGUAGCUGGAGGAUUGUCGACCAUUGGAAUAUGUGUGAUGUUUCUUGUACCCAUUUAUCUCUUUGAACACAAGGACAAAACACCCGAAGCUAGGCAUCAUUCUUCUGAUAAGGAAAAAGAGGCCAUUGCUAAACAGCUCACAGCAGGAUGCUCUUGUCCGUCUACAGGUCAAACUGAUAUCUUAAACUGUCGCUUUUGUUCUGACUUUAUAAGUUUGUCUGGUUGUCCAAGAAGUUGCAUUUGGGAUCCACAUCGCCUCACGAAUUGGGUUUAAUGGUAUUCUUUGUCUCAUUCUCUCUUAGCAUUCCAUUCAAUAUUUUGUAUAAAAAUUAAAAACAUAAAGUUGAGACACAAGGGGUCAGUUUUCAAGAGUUUUUUAUAGCAUACAUAAAUUACACAUGCAUCAUUAUUUAUAAAUUUGAAAUCGUAUUUUAAA
Exaiptasia diaphana is the source of this 4242-nucleotide messenger RNA. RefSeq lists its product as uncharacterized. Gene Ontology annotation, molecular function: monocarboxylic acid transmembrane transporter activity. The coding region runs from base 535 to 4080 and encodes 1181 amino acids. Gene Ontology annotation, biological process: transmembrane transport. The record is from RefSeq and is a predicted model, not a curated record. Lineage: Eukaryota; Metazoa; Cnidaria; Anthozoa; Actiniaria; Aiptasiidae. The transcript is spliced from 8 exons.